UAGAAGCACGGGCUGGAUUGCUUGUUGUUGCAUUGUCAUUUAUAAAGGGUAAAAAACAGCGGGCUGGGAAAUGGCGAAAACGUACGACUAUCUCUUUAAACUCUUGCUCAUAGGAGACAGUGGUGUGGGCAAGACAUGUCUCCUUUUCAGGUUCAGCGAAGACGCCUUCAACACCACCUUUAUAUCUACAAUAGGGAUUGAUUUCAAAAUCAGAACAAUAGAGCUGAAUGGGAAGAAGAUUAAGCUCCAGAUCUGGGACACAGCGGGGCAAGAGAGGUUCAGGACCAUCACCACAGCCUACUACAGGGGAGCAAUGGGCAUAUUGCUUGUGUAUGACAUCACAAACGAGAAGUCCUUUGAUAACAUCAAGAACUGGAUCCGUAAUAUCGAGGAGCAUGCCUCGUCAGAUGUGGAAAGGAUGAUCCUGGGGAACAAGUGUGACAUGAAUGACAAGAGACAGGUGUCCAAAGAGAAAGGAGAAAAGUUAGCAAUAGAUUAUGGGAUCAAGUUCUUGGAAACUAGUGCAAAGUCCAGCAUAAAUGUAGAGGAGGCCUUUUUCACACUUGCCAGGGACAUUUUGGCCAGACUCAACAGAAAGAUGAACGACACCACUCCACCAGGGGGAGGAGGGCCUGUCAAAAUCACAGAGAACCGGUCCAAGAAGAGCUUUUUCCGAUGUAUGCUGCUGUAAGGGACCCC
Megalops cyprinoides (Indo-Pacific tarpon) is the source of this 699-nucleotide messenger RNA. RefSeq names its product ras-related protein Rab-8B-like. Gene Ontology annotation, molecular function: GTP binding; GTPase activity. Gene Ontology annotation, cellular component: trans-Golgi network transport vesicle; endosome; plasma membrane. Gene Ontology annotation, biological process: protein secretion; protein localization to plasma membrane; Golgi vesicle fusion to target membrane. The coding region runs from base 71 to 691 and encodes 206 amino acids. NCBI's taxonomy places the organism in Eukaryota, Metazoa, Chordata, Actinopteri, Elopiformes, Megalopidae. The record is from RefSeq and is a predicted model, not a curated record. The transcript is spliced from 8 exons.